GCUUAAUUAAUUAUAAUAAAGUAAGGAACUUACUAUUUUUCUUUUUUAUACUUUAAAUUACAGAAAAAUAAACUCUAAUUAGGAUAUAAUUAAUUAAUUCAUAAAAAAAUAAAAAAUAACUCUACAACAAAAAAUCUAACAAAAACCUUAAAUAAAAUGUUCCUUUCUCAUAGAUAUAAUCCUUUCGAAGAAUUAGACAGAACUUUCAAUUCAUUUUGGGAUGAUGAUAGUGAUGAAUACACUGACUUCUUUUCAACAAUUAGAGUACCACGCACAAAAAGAAUCUCAAAAGAAGAAAAGCUGAAAAAAAAACUUAAUAAGCUUCAUAAUCAAGAAAAUGAAAUUAAUCAUUACAUUAAGUAAUAUGAAUCACAAAUUGAAUAACUGAAAAAAAAUAAAUAACAAGUUGAGAAAAAAAGAAGCGACAUUUCUAAUAAAAUUACCUAAAUUGCUGAAGAAAAGAAAAAAUAACUAGAAACAAAUCAAAAUCAAAAAUCUGGUAAUAAUGAUAAUUAAAAAUCAGAAAAUCGCAUAUUUAAGAAAGUUCACUAUAUUUCUGAUGGUAUGGAAAUAGAAGAGUAAUAUGAUAGUACAAAUCCUAAGAACUGCUAUAAGAUAAUUAGAAAAUAAGGCGAAACUCCAUAAAUAAUAAGUGGUGAAUAAUAGCAAGCUUAAAUUUAAUAAAAUAAAACUGAAGAGCAACAAUAACAAAAAAGAUAAAAGCUGGGAAAUGGUUUAGACGAAAAACUAGACUAAUUAUGCAAAAUGAGUGGAAAACCAGCUUCUGAACUAGAAAAUUUUGUUAUUGAAAAUAAAGAUUUAACAAUAGGAUAACUUUAUGAUAAAGCAAAUGAGCUAAAAUUAAUAUGA
Tetrahymena thermophila SB210 is the source of this 870-nucleotide messenger RNA. RefSeq lists its product as hypothetical. Lineage: Eukaryota; Ciliophora; Oligohymenophorea; Hymenostomatida; Tetrahymenidae. The transcript has a single exon. The record is from RefSeq and is a predicted model, not a curated record.